Molecule: messenger RNA, 494 nt
Organism: Perkinsus marinus ATCC 50983
Lineage: Eukaryota; Perkinsozoa; Perkinsida; Perkinsidae
Exons: 4
Source: RefSeq, a predicted model, not a curated record
CUGGACCCUGGCCCUUAUGAUGAUAAGAGGGCCUGGAGAUCAGUGGGUGAGGACCUCAGACCUGAUGAUCGCCUAUCAACGAUGACAAGUACAGACCGAAGGGCUACUUGGGAUACUGUCACGCUGCCCAGGAGGGCCCAACGGCAAUAUGAGGUGGAGGAGUGCUCUCAGGAUCGUUGCCGCGACCAUAUCUGCGGCCGGGCCGCGUUCCUGGGCCCAUACGGAGCUUCCUCGUCCGACUCUUGCUCUCGAGAGGACUCUCCUGCCCGUCGUGGUCCUCACGGCCCUCGACUCUGCAAUGGCCAGGUCCGUCCUCAGCCUCUGGCACUGGCCAUCUCCCAGAUAGAUACCCUGCCAGCAGAGGCUACCAUAAGGCAACAGGAACGGCAGUAUGAUAGGGAGUUGAGGCAUGCAGGGCUAGGACCAGGCUUCAAGCCAUAUAUGCCCAAGGCCAUGGGACCUCCUACUAAGUACCAUAACAUGGCAACACGAGA